Molecule: messenger RNA, 876 nt
Organism: Cyprinus carpio (common carp)
Lineage: Eukaryota; Metazoa; Chordata; Actinopteri; Cypriniformes; Cyprinidae
Gene: szl
Product: sizzled
Biological process (GO): non-canonical Wnt signaling pathway; canonical Wnt signaling pathway; negative regulation of canonical Wnt signaling pathway
Molecular function (GO): Wnt-protein binding
Source: RefSeq, a predicted model, not a curated record
CACCUCCACACCUCUGUCAGGAUCAUGCAUCUGUCUUGCCUGCUGCUCCUGCUCUCUCUGGCGGCUCACGCCGGGGCCUUCGACCUGGGCCAGACCACACGCUGCGUCCCCGUCCCGCCGCAGAUGAGCGUCUGCCAGGACGUGCCGUACUCGGAGAUGCGUCUGCCUAACCUGCUGGGCCACAGCAGUCUGGAGGAAGCGGUUCCUCGCUCGGACGACUGGAGGACGCUGCUUCACACCGGCUGUCAUCCACAGGCCCGGGCCUUCGUCUGCUCGCUGGUCGCUCCCGUCUGCCUCGACAGGUUCAUCCAGCCGUGUCGGAGCAUGUGCGUAGCUGUGAGGGAGAGCUGCGCUCCUGUACUGGCCUGUCACGGACACGCCUGGCCCGAAGCCCUGGACUGCGACCGAUUCCCCGCGCAGGACGACACGUGUCUGACACCGCUGCCCAAACACAUCAGCGCCUUCUCCAAAGAUUUCCCUCAGCCGGUGUGUCAGAGCUGUCCGUCUGUGGAGGAAGCGCCGUCUCUCAAAACCGUGCUGGACGCGCUGUGCCUCAACGACUUCGCCGUCAAAGCUAAGAUCUCGCGGCGCCGCCUGCCCUCCGCGGACCCGGAGCUGACGGUGGAAGGCCCGGUGGAGCUGAUCCAGCGCGGCCCGCUGCUCCCCUACGACACCGUGAGCCUCAUCCAGCGCUGGCUGCUCAUCAACCUCCGCUGCGCGCUCCCGCUGGUCCGCCCCGGCCGCGCGCAGCUCUACCUCAUCACGGGGACGAUGCGCGCCACCGGCUCCAUCCAGCUGUCCAGUCUGUUCCCGUGGCUCAAGAAAGACAUGCACAUCGCCGCCGCCGCGCGCAAAUGGAAACACCACAAAUGCUGA